GGACGAUUACAUAAUCCCCAGAUCAAAGUAAUAGCAAGCACGAACAAACAAGCAUUUUAGUGGGAGGCGGGGGUCAACUCGUAAUAUGGUAAGGUACAUGGGUAAGUGAAACCGUAUGAAAUGUAAAGGAGUUUUGAUAUGUGUCUUGGCACUAUUGGCGGCGGGAACAAAGGCUAGGCUGAGGCCCAAUGUGCUCAGAGCCCAUGAACCGUGUACGUUAGUAAAAUACGAGGUAUGCCCAUGUAGCACGUUCUUGCUCGAUGUACUCAAUGGAAGUACCGCAGAUCUCCCUUCCAUUGGUUAUAUCUCCGUCGUCACUGAGUCGUUCGUAACCACUUCUGGGGACUUUUUUCCUGUGAGUUUUGAGUAUCGCAGCCUGGAGGCAACGGUCAGACCACAUGAAUGUAUCACUGACGAUCUUACUGCGUGGCGAAACCAACCCAAUGGCAUGUCUGCCAUUGCAACACGAUAUGUGCAACGUCAAGAACACCGUCCUGACAAUUUAAUUUGCGAUGGUGCGCACUUUUCCAUCGAUCUUGAUUGGAGGAUUUACGGCGCUGUUGGCGGAAAUGAGCUACGCCACAUUGCUUCCUUCUCCAACGCCUCAAAGUAGAACCGAACCCCGCUUUACUUAUUUCAUCAUUACGGUGUCCAAUGAUUUUUCGGCAGACCUGUUGGUUUACACCACCCUCGUGGUCCUUGGCACCUUGGAGAAGGAUGUGUACCUUCGAAAUCGACAGCAAAACAGCGCGACUUGUACAGCUCGGUAUGGGUGUAUACAUAUCCUUCCAUUUCGCCGACACGUGGUAUCCCUUCCUGUGGCAGGGAAUUGUUCAACAUCAAAUGGAAUCUACUUCUUUCUCGAUAGCCUCAAGGAAUUGAUUCUGGUGCGCGGAACAAUUGCAUACCGUUUAAGAUGCGCUGGCAUGCUCUGUGGAGGUGCCAGAACAUUGACGCCCGGUAUUCCUGAUGCUAUCAUCUUUCUUUGCGCGCGGAACUUUCCAGGACACCACGGGAGCU
This is a messenger RNA of Pisolithus orientalis, 1020 nucleotides long. RefSeq lists its product as uncharacterized. The record is from RefSeq and is a predicted model, not a curated record. NCBI's taxonomy places the organism in Eukaryota, Fungi, Basidiomycota, Agaricomycetes, Boletales, Pisolithaceae. The coding region runs from base 116 to 613 and encodes 165 amino acids. The transcript is spliced from 5 exons.